AGCGCUGUUCGCAUUGGUAAAGUGAGAAUGAGUAUCCUGAAAGCCAGGCCUGCAGGCAUGCACUCACCUUUGAGUCGUUUUGCAGCGCUGCCUGACGCAUUCUUUUCUCGGCCUGUUUCUUUGGAGGCCACCUAUUGCCGAUCACAGGUUUCAGGGUAAUCGAAGAGGUUCAUUGCCGUAGAUCUUUUCGAUUACAGCUACCGGCGCUCCUGCAACAUUUGAGGAAUUGCACCAGGCAGUUUCGUGUGUGGUGCGCCGUUUACUUUUUUGUCUAUACAAGCGACAAUAGUAAGUUGUAGUUGUAGUUCCCUUCUGCUUCUACAAGUUCCGAUUUCUUCGCAGUGCAUGCAGGACGGUAUGAUGCGGGUCGCACUGGUUGCAAAAAAGGCCAAGAUGGCUGGCGGCCAGGCGUCCGUUGCUCGAAUGGCCUGCCAGGGCUUGGCACACCCCCGAGGUAAGUUCUGUGUCUCCGGACUGCACCAGAUGGGAGCAGCCGAGUGCAACGGCGGAAUCACCUUCGUCGAGAACCUCGCCUCAGUAUCAUCUUCGAAGCGGUUUCUGUCCUCGAGUGUGGAUUCGUCUUCGUUGCGAGCCGUUGCGACUUCGGGUCUGCACCCCGUCGCGGGCACGGCCGCGCAGCCGACCUCGCACCACGAACUUCCCUCCGCUAGCGCGCCCCCGCAAGGAGGAUCCUCCUCAAGCUCAGCAGGCGCAUAUAGUGAGGAUGAAGAUGGCACCUGGACCUGGUCGUCAUUCUGGCAACACCGCGGAGUCCGAUUGAUUCUCGGUGGCUGGCUGUUCUUCACAGUGGAAAAUCUCGUUCUCUCCGAGAACCGACAGUGGAUUAUCGCAAAGGCGGGGGACGCGGGGUACCAUUUUCUGUAUAAUACAGGUAGCACACUGUCCCUGGGUUGCAUCGCGCUCGGCUACCUCAGACACGGCCGGCGGCAAGGCCCUCGGCUCUGGCAGGUCACCCGCACUAUGCGAACCGCGAGCGUUGUCACUUCCCUGUUGGGCGCAGUCGGGCUGGCCCAGGUAUUGCCGUCCCUGCGCAACCCAAUUUCAUUUCUCGGCGAUUUGCUUGUCCCCCCCGUCGCCCGCGAUUCUGGUGAUGACGCACUGCAGCCGGAAAGCAAAGCGGCGGCAAGGCGCGCAAGUACAGUAGAGUUUCUUGAUAGAUUCGGUUUGCCAGGAGCAGGUAGUUCGGACACAAGGAAGCGUGUAUCAAGUAGGAUCUGUGACUAUUGGUUUGAGCAACAAGCGCGGAGCGCCGAAACCGCUUUAGCAAGAGGAAACUGACCGGUUCGAAAAUUUCAAUUCGAAUUCCACAUUUUGCUUACGAGGUCUGUGCCCGAUGGAUUUUGCCGCUGACAGGGAACGCGAGCGCCAGAGCCAGCAGGUGACAACGGUAUACGGUGUGAGGCGCAUUACCCGACAUGCAUCGCUCUGGUCGCUGGCGCUUCUUUCGCUCGGUUGCGCGUUGCGCACCCCAUUCGCAACAGAGGUCUGUUUAUUCGCGGGCCUGCUGCCUUGUGUUUGCUUUCUUGGAUGGCACAUGGACUCUCGCUUUCGCAGGCAGCUGGGCGGAGACAUGUUGUCGCAUCACGGUGCGGACUGGCCGCUCACAAGUCACAUUCCUUUUUUGGCUAUCGUGAUGGGAGAGCAAGAGUUUCUGCCUAUGUUGAACGAAGUAAAGCCGACGAACACGUGUGUGGCAGCCGCGGGCGUUUUACUGUAUGCGAUAACGCAUUUCCGCAAAUAA
Messenger RNA from Amoebophrya sp. A120, 1762 nucleotides. The record is from the annotation of a GenBank genome assembly. NCBI's taxonomy places the organism in Eukaryota, Dinophyceae, Syndiniales, Amoebophryaceae.